AUGCAGAAUAAUAAGUGGAUAAAUUAUUUCAUGUGUAUUGUUAAACUGCUUAUGUAUGGUAUUAUUUUCUGUAUUGUUCUCUGUUGUGGUUUAAUUGCUAAAUGUACAGUUCUCUUUGCAAUCUCACAGCUUGAUGAAGAACAGUCUGUACAGUUCUGUGAUUAUUACGAAGAUAUUGACGAAAAAUUGAAUGCAAAGAUUUCCAAAGAGGGUAGAACAAUUUGGACAUGGUACAUCAUCUUCAUGUUUCUUAUACCCGAAUGUUUUGUAUUCUUGCAAUCGAUAUGGUAUUAUAUUUUUAAAAACAAAGAGAACACGCCCGGAAAACGAAGUAUAGCAGUUCUUCUUAUUCUGGAAACUCUUCAUCCAAUUGGUUUAGCACUUUUAGUCUUCUACUGUCUUCCAAAGAUCAACUCUGUGGAUGCUGCAGCAAUGUCUAGUUGUUUAUUUUUCAUUCCUGUUUUAAUAAAUUCACUCUCUCAACGCCAGGAGUAUAUACCUAUAUUGUGCAAUUUUUUGGCAUUAAUUGCCCAAGGAUCUGGAGUGAUCAUGCAUUCCUUUGUACAUUAUGAUAUGCAUGAUACUAUAAUAUGGAUCCUUCCUGUAUCACUUUUAUUAUCUUCCUGUCGUUGGUGGCUAAAUUAUGUCUCUCAUCAUAGUUACUGCGGUUUCAUUAGGUUUUUAGCAUCAGUAAAAGAGGAUCUAACUAAUGGUCGUUAUUUAUUACAAGGAUGUAUAGCACUCUGGAGAAGCUUAUUCUUUGUUUUAAGUGCUGCUGUAAUUUCAAUUUUUAAUGGAAUUCAGUUUGGGGAAUUUUUUGAAUUUCUGUGGAAAAGUCAAUACAAUGUUGAAUUAGUUCCAGUUUCAAAUUCCACUGCUUUUGAAAAUCAACUAGAAACAAGUUACUACUUCGGUGACACAGUAUUUCAACAAGAGGAUAUUUAUGCUUUCACUAUAAACACUUUUUCAUCUUUGAACACCUUUAUAGUACACAUUUUCUGUACUUUCCUGAUGUAUCAAAUAGUAAUAUUCGCAUAUAAAACACAGAUGCACAAGUUUGGUGUUGCUCUGCCACUAAGUUUAAUUACCCCAGGAUCAAUAUUUUUAAUAAUAAUGCUUUGCAAUAUGAAAAAUAAGGAUUCAUGUGCCUUUCAUGAUAUAAUACCAGAUUUUCUAUAUUUUAAAAAUCCUAAAUACAACAAUAUAAACGAUUUCAUUGUAAGUUGGCGUGUUUGGUGCUGGAUAAUAUGGUGGUCGUCACAUAGUUGGAUAACAAUACAAUUAUGGUUUGGUCAGAGGGAAAGACUAGCUUCUGUGGAGAAAAUUUUCUAUAAUUCAACUUUUGAUUCUCUCGUGAUUGAUCAGUUCAUAGGAUUAAAUAAAAGAAGGUAUGAAACCUACAAUAUCAUUGAAGAGGAAGAUAACUUAGAAGAAAUGGAAAGAGCAAGUAGCGCUCACUCAGUAUUUUCGGAAGAAAAUAUCAAUAAUAAGAAAAACGCUUGUGUUACUCAAAUUUAUGCAUGUGCUACUAUGUGGCACGAAACAAAAGAAGAAAUGAUGGAAUUAAUUGGAAGUAUAUUACGAUUAGAUAAAGAUCAGUGUGCUAUGAAAGCUACACAAGACUACUAUAACAUUUCUAUUAACGAUUAUUAUGAACUUGAAACUCAUAUCUUUUUCGAUGAUGCCUUUUGCUGUAUGCAUGGUUGUACUGGACCAUGUAAUCACGAUGAAAAUGAAAUUCAAAUAAAUCAAUAUGUAGCUACAUUUUUGGAAACAAUGCAAGAAAGUGUGGAAAAUCUUGGUAUCCAUUCAUUAUCUCCUAUUAAAUAUCCAACACCCUACGGUGGUCAGUUAAUCUGGAAUUUACCUGGGAAGACACGUUUAACAGUGCACUUUAAAGAUAAACAUAAAAUCAGACACCGAAAAAGAUGGAGCCAGGUCAUGUACAUGUAUUACCUCCUUGGCUAUCGUUUAAUGGGUUCCUCGAUGGAUAUUGAUCGCAAAGAAUUCAUAGCAGAAAACACUUACAUUUUAACACUAGAUGGUGAUGUUGAUUUUCAACCAACAACAGUUAAAGUGCUAGUAGAUUUAAUGAAGAGAGAUAAAGAAUUAGGUGGAGCUUGCGGGCGAAUACAUCCAAUAGGAAAAGGUCCAAUUAUUUGGUUCCAAAAAUUUGAAUAUGCAUUAGGGCAUUGGCUUCAAAAAUCAACAGAACACAUUACAGGCUCUGUCCUUUGCAGUCCUGGCUGCUUUUCUCUUUUUAGAGCAAAAGCUUUAAUGCAACAUAAUGUCAUAGCAAAGUAUGCAACUAAAUCGACUGAACCCAGACAUUAUAUUCAGCGCGAUCAAGGAGAAGAUCGAUGGCUCUGCACACUGCUCUUACAAGCUGGUUGUAGAGUAGAAUAUUGUGCAGCUGGCGAUGCUUAUACACAUGCUCCAGAAACAUUCAAAGAUUUUUAUAUUCAACGUCGUCGAUGGAUCCCAUCAACUAUAGCUAAUAUUUUCGAUUUAUUGAAUACCUCAAAGGAAACUAGAAAAGUAAACAAUGCCGUCUCAUGGAUGUAUAUCGCAUAUCAGUGGAUAUUGACAGGUAGUACUAUUAUUGGACCAUCUUUCAUCUAUUUAAUGAUGGCUGGUGCACUUGUCACCUGUUUCCAAAUAGAUAACUGGGCAAGUUUUUGCUAUAAUCUAAUUCCAAUAGUCAUUUUCCUUGUAGUAUGUUUCUUCUGUGAAGAACGUAUUCAGCUUAUAGUGGCUGAGUUUAUCACUGUUAUAUAUGCUUUGGUAAUGAUAAUAGUAUUAGUUGGAAUAAUAUUGCAAGUCUCAAAAGAAGGAUAUCUUGCACCCAACACUCUUCUUUUCUUUAUUGUAAUCAGCCAAUUUGUGCUAACAGGUGUAAUGCACCCACAAGAGAUAUCAUGCUUGAAUAAUGGAAUCAUUUAUUACAUUACUGUACCGUCAAUGUACAUGUUGCUCAUUAUUUAUUCCAUAUUUAAUGUCCAUAAUGUUACAUGGGGUACCAGAGAGUCUAAGCAACAGAUAAAGGCACAAGAACAAACUAAUAAAUUACAAUCCGAGGAUAACCAAACAUCUAGAAAUGACUGGAAAAAGUUUUCGUUGAUCAAUUUUUUCAAAUAUGUGUUCUGUACAUGCAAUUCAGAAAAGGAAGAAGAGUACUUGCAGUCUAUUUAUAGGUCGAUAAAUGAAAUUAAUGUUCGCUUAGAAAAAAUGGAAAGGAUUGGCAAUACAUCAAAUGAUAGUAUAGAAGGAAGAAAUAAUAAUGAAACUAACAUGUAUGAUUCAGAAACUGAAUUGCAAGGUAUUAAAAAUGAAUUAUACACAGACGAAUAUUCAGCAACAGAAAGUUCAGUUCGAUCAUCUACUACUCUUUGCGGAGGAUAUUCCAAUUAUUUAGUAAGUCCUAAGUGGCUUCAAAGUGAACAUAUAAAAAAUGGGAAGGUAGAUUUCCUAUCUACAUCAGAAGAAGAAUUCUGGAAGCAACUAAUUGAAAAAUAUUUACAUCCCAUUGAUAAUGAUGCAGAAGAACAACAAAGAAUUGCAAAGGAUUUGAUAAAUAUACGGAACGAGUACCUUCUAAAAUUUUUUAUGAUAAAUACCUUGUUUGUAGUUGCAAUUUUUUUGUUACAAAUUAAUAAGGACAUUUUACACCUCCAAUGGCCUUUUGCUGUUACAUAUAAUAUAACUUUCGACGAAAUACGAGAAGAAGUGCAGAUCACAAAGAAGUACAUGCAUUUGGAACCAAUAGGGGGCCUCUUCAUUGUUGCAUUUGUUGUGAUUUUGUUUAUUCAAUUUUUAGCAAUGUUGGUUCACAGAUUCAAUACAUUUGCUCACAUCAUUGCUCAUGUGAAAUUAAGUCAACUUUUCAAUUGCAAAGUUUCAGAUGAUUUAAUUACCGAUAACCAUGUGAAAAACAUAGUCGAGGGACUCCAAAAUGCAGUAGAAAAAGAAACAAUAUAUAAUACAACAAAUACUACAAUGCCUUAUUCACGAACAAGGAAGAAUAUUCGAGAAAUAAUAGAAGACAAUCAAAAUUUGCCAAAGAUGUCUACUAAUUUUGAAGUGCUUUUCCAUAGAAAACUAAGAGAAUCUGACACAUCAGGUUUCUCCAAGGUACUAUCUUCAAAUAUAUCAAAGAAUGCAAUAGAAGCAUUAGAAAAUCAUCGUUCUAAAAUUAUAGUAGAACAUAAGAAACGACAAUCUCAUCGCAGUAUGUAUAGUGAAAAUGAUGAAAGAUCAAGUUUUUAUGAGGAAAACAAAGAUAAAAAAGUAGAAACUCAUGAGUACGAUAAUCCAGAAUUUGUAAAUAAGAAAGAAGAAUAA
Molecule: messenger RNA, 4341 nt
Organism: Dufourea novaeangliae
Lineage: Eukaryota; Metazoa; Arthropoda; Insecta; Hymenoptera; Halictidae
Exons: 18
Coding region: 1-4341 (1446 amino acids)
Cellular component (GO): cell septum; cell periphery
Molecular function (GO): chitin synthase activity
Source: RefSeq, a predicted model, not a curated record